This is a messenger RNA of Dunckerocampus dactyliophorus (ringed pipefish), 5380 nucleotides long. RefSeq names its product slingshot protein phosphatase 2a (gene ssh2a). The record is from RefSeq and is a predicted model, not a curated record. The coding region runs from base 356 to 4066 and encodes 1236 amino acids. Gene Ontology annotation, biological process: actin cytoskeleton organization; negative regulation of actin filament polymerization; protein dephosphorylation. Gene Ontology annotation, molecular function: actin binding; protein tyrosine/serine/threonine phosphatase activity. Gene Ontology annotation, cellular component: cytoplasm. The transcript has 14 exons. Lineage: Eukaryota; Metazoa; Chordata; Actinopteri; Syngnathiformes; Syngnathidae.
CUGGUUCAGUAAUGUACUAACCGGCGACUGUAGCUUUUAGUUCCACUGACGGCAAAUCAUGACCACUUUACUAAACGACAAUUUGUUCAAGUUUGUGCCCGCCAGUAGAGAGUAGGAGUACAGUGUGAUAAACUAAUGUGUGUCCCUUGACAGACAUUGUUGUUACCUUUUAGAAGACAUUUUUGUGUGUUUUUGUUCACUGAAUAGCGCUUUAUUGUUAGCGAAGUUGUUCGUCUCCUCUUUAGCAUGGCGGAGCGCACACGUGUGGGAGCGCAGUAAACAUUUUACCUCGUAAGGAGAGCACCUGCCGUAUCCCAAACUUUCCUCCCUGCCUAAGCUCCACUCACCCGCCGACAUGACCCUCGGCGCGGUGUCCGACGGCUCCUCGGCGGUCAGCUUCUGCUCAUGCUGCGGGGCGAAGAUGGUGCCUUACUUCAGCGACGACGGGGUGGUGUCCAAUAAUCAAAUAAACCAACUUAUUAGCGAGAGCUUCCUCACGGUAAAAGGUGCAGCCCUUUUCCUGCCAAGGGGAAACAGCCCAACGCCAAACUCUGCCCCUCGCAUUAGCCAGCGCAGGAACAAGCACACAGGGGAUCUCCAGAAACAUCUCCAAACCAUGUUCACUGUGCUGCGGCCAGAAGACACGAUUCGACUGGCUGUACGCCUGGAGAGCACCUACCCUCAGGUAACCCGCUACAUGGUGGUGGUCUCCACCAAUGGUCGACAGGACACAGAGGAGAGCAUUGUGCUAGGCAUGGACUUCUAUUCCUCUGACAGCUGUUGUACAGUGGGUCUGGUUCUACCUCUGUGGAGUGACACUCUGAUCCAUUUGGAUGGAGAUGGAGGUUUUAGUGUGUCAACUGUGAAUCGAGUUCAUGUUUUCAAGCCAGUAUCAGUUCAAGCAAUGUGGUCAGCUCUUCAGUCGCUCCACAAAGCAUGCGAGGUGGCCCGAUGCCACAAUUACUACCCAGGCAGUCUGUUCCUGACAUGGGUCAGCUACUAUCAGAGCAGGAUCUCCUCCAACCAGUUCUGCAUCAACGAGUGGAACGCUAUGCAGGAUGUUGAGUCCCACCGUGCCAAUUCACCUGUUCUCUUCACAGACCUACCCACAGAAAGGGAGCGCACGGAGAGACUGAUCAAGAUGCGCCUCAGAGAGAUCAUGAUGCAAAAGGACUUGGAGAAUGUUACCUGCAAGGAGAUUCGUACAGAGCUGGAGAUGCAGAUGGUGUGCAACCUGAGGGAGUUUAAGGAGUUCAUAGACAAUGAGAUGAUUGUCAUCCUGGGACAAAUGGACAGCCCCACUGAAAUCUUUGAACACGUCUACCUGGGCUCUGAGUGGAACGCCUCCAACCUGGAGGAGCUGCAGAGCAGCGGAGUUCGCUACAUCCUGAAUGUGACCAGAGAGAUAGACAACUUCUUCCCGGGGAUGUUUGAGUACCACAACAUCCGAGUGUACGACGAAGAGGCCACCAACCUACUGGAGUACUGGAACGAAACCUACAAGUUCAUCACCAAAGCCAAGAAAGCGGGUGCCAAGUGUCUGGUUCACUGUAAGAUGGGUGUGAGUCGCUCUGCCUCAACCGUGAUCGCCUAUGCUAUGAAGGAGUAUGGCUGGACGCUGGACGCCGCCUUUGAAUAUGUUAAAGAAAGAAGAGCUGUCACCAAACCAAACCCUUCCUUCAUGAAACAGCUGGAGGAGUAUCAGGGAAUUCUGUUAGCCAGCAAACAGAGGCAUAAUAAACUAUGGCGCUCCCACUCAGACAGUGACCUGUCAGAUCGACCGGAAGCAUUGUGUAAAUCCUCAUCUCACUCCCUGGGACGCGCCGACUCCCAGAGUAACAACAAUUCCUCUCCCUCCUUGCGUCACUUCCUGGGUGUGGCCGUGCUUCAAGCUCUAGUUGCAGACCCUGAUGACGCUGCAAAAUCGACCCCAGAACUCGGCACACGCUGCAACGGUGCCUGUGACUCACCAGCUGUUGGUACAGGUUGCGACCACAUUCUCUUGUCACCCUCACCACCACCACAAGCAGCCACGCUUGUCACAGAGAAAGGAGACGCCAACACGCCACCUGUUACUAUCCCUCAUUCUCCGCCCUCGCUCCAUAUCCUCCCUCCAACGCCUGAACCCCAGCGUGCUCACGGGUGUCAUGUGACCCCCCCGGCCAGCCCAGAGAAUAAACCGAUGGAGCUGUUUCUUCACUUCCCGGAGCAGAGCAGCUCUGAAGAUCUUUCUCCCAUCACCAUGAUGUCCAAUGACUCUGAUACAUCGGAACCAUCGCCGUCAGGUACACCCAGCGACAAGCCCAGCCCGCCGAGCCCCGUCAGCAACGCCCAUCUAACAACACCGCUUCCCACUGAGCACAACGACGACAACAACAACCCCAGCGGCUUACAUGUGACCGACACCAUGGACGGACGCGGUGACGCUGACGGCUCGUCAAGCCACAGCUCGGACAUCAUUGACUUCUUCAGCGCCAGGGAAAAGUUUGUGGGCUUAGCCCAAGAGGACGGAACACAGAGACUAUCUGAACAGAGGACCGCGUCACUGGAUGGUGACGACAACAGUGGCAUUGAGGAAGAGGAGGAGAGCGGACAUGGGACAAGUCAGUCUGAGGACAACGACGACAAGAUCAGCCCCGAACGUCCUCAUCACCCUCACGACAACGCCGUAUCAGUUCGCCAUAUUGUCACGGAGAUCGAAGCCAUAAGCCACCCGGUUGCUUCCUUAGCUUCUCCCACGGGCUCUUCUUCAUCACCCCUCCCUCCACCAUCACAGAACCUUCAGCUCGUGCGACCGGAUCAUGAGGAGGUGGAGAUCGGCGAUACACCCGCCUCACACCUGCAGUCUCCAUCCAUGCUGCCGUGUGACUGGCCGGCAGGCUCGGUGCGGCGUGCCACUGAGCAGCUGGAGCAGAAGCUGAGGCAGGAAAUGGAGAUGGCGGCAAUGCAGCGCUCUCCACUGCCCUCCCCCUGCUACGAACAACCUCCUGUCAGAAUGUCCUCUCUAAAUGUUGAAGAGCUGCCCCUUCAUGUUCCUCAGCACUCCACAGAAGAGAGGUCCACUCAGGGAGAGGGCACUGCUAAGUCCAAGGAUGAAGAGGACACAGGUUCAAGACCAGGCAACCUCCAAAACACUUCCUGUCCUCCUAACUCUUCUAUCAGCCUAAGCCAUAUGAAACAUGAACCGUCUGUAGAUGCCUCCGCCUAUACCCAAAGUGAGCAGCCCAUCAGUCUGGAUGGGGUCACAGUCCAGGAGUCUGAAACUGAUGAGAGCCUUGAGUCCCAUGGCAGGAAGCGGGGCUGUGGCCCCGACUGUGACGCCCACAACCGUCUAGUUCGUGGCAGCCAGGAGCUGGAGAGGAUUCAGCAGACGCUGAGAGAACUGCAGGCGUUCCUCCAUGAGGGUGUCAGCCUAGAGGCCCCAACCAGCAAAGACCAGGACCAGGACCGGGGGCAGCCUCAAGACCUGAGGGACCCCAUGGAUGUCGAGCUAACGUCUUGUAAAGUGGCAUGUUCCGAGACGCCACCUGCAGCCCUAGACAUGUUGCAGCGGCUGAAACAAGAUGGGAAGAGCUUCCUGGAGCCGGUCGGAUGGCACCGAGCCAUCCAGCUGGAGGCUCGCAUCCGCCAGGCGGGCCUCACCCCACCUUCUCUCAUGAAGAGAUCCGCCUCCUUGGCUAAACUGGACUGCUUAGAACUGUCAGCCACCGACCUCAACGACCUAGACCUGAGGCAACACAGCAGGACCACUUCAGCGCACUCCCACGACUCUUUCGCCACGUCUCCGUCUCACUGGGACGACACGUGGAAGAAGCAGAAAGUUCUGACACGGAAUGCCUUCAGCGAAACCACACGCUCGUCCCAUGACUAUUCGCCACCGUCGCUGUCCACCUCUCACACUCAUCCGAGAGUGGAGAGGAGUGAGAGGGAGGAGCCAGACGGCGGCGGGUGCGGCGCGCCUGCCAUGUCGUCACGGCAGCAGGGGAGGGCUCACGCGUCGCGACGUUCGAGGAAAGCGAGCGAGAGAAAGCAGCGUGCCGCCACAUUGCUAUACAACACCAUGUGACCUCACUGUGCUUGUUGGACUGGAACCCACACAAGUGGACUCAGCACCACGUGUGCCAACGUCAAUGUGUAGCAGGUGUGUUUCAAUGAUGCGUGUGUGUUUGCAUGGCAACUACUGGAUGUGUUUGGACUGGAUGACACACACAAUGUCCAGACUGAAUCAUGCACUCUUUCUUUUUGUGUGUUUUUUUUAUGUGUCAAGUGUGGACCCUCAUUGCUUGUGACAAGUUAGUAAAACUCCAACAAGAGGGCUGUUUCUCAAAACAUGCACUUUACUCUUUUCAUGUGUUCUUUUAUUUGAACUACUCAGCAACAAUGUUUUGCACUGAUAUCAUUUUUUUUUUGUUUUUUCCACACGUGAACAGAUGUCUUUAACUCAGAUUUUAAUUUAACCUGGGCAAAGCUGACGUUUGAUACAUUUUUUUAAAUUUUUAUUUGGUGCUUUAGCAGUUAAUAAAUACCAUGAGUUUGUUUUGACUUGCUUGUACUUGCUCUUUCCCUCGCACACGCGCACACGUCCACUUGUUCUUUACUGCCAUCUGCUGGCCACGAUAUGUCACUGGCAUGGGCGAAAUUUUUAUUUCCGAGGUUGGAGAGACCCAACAUACGUACACACACUGGUAAGCAUAGAUUCCAAUGCAAGAGCCAAUAGAUGAGUGUAUAGUCGGGCUAAAGUGAAACUGGCUCUAGCUUGAGCGGCCAUUUUCCACAUGGUCCUAGUACUUGAUCUGUCUGAAUUUAAUUUACAGUACUACUGAAUAACAUUGUUUUUUGGACCGUAAAAACUCUGGAUUCUUUAAAAACGUGCCACUCUUCCCCCAUGGGGAGUCAGUCAGCGCUGACAUUUUACCCACUGCUUAGUGCACGUAAUUAAACACUUGGAGGCCACCAGUGCUCCUCACGCAAAUGAGUUAACGAGAAAAGGGUGACACUGAAGUCCACUUAAAAAGACAUCACAAGCUCCACUUUGGGCUGAUGCUUUUGUAAUUACAGCAUCAGAAAGUGGUGCAAGUGCAUAAUUAGAUUUUACUAAUUAAAUCAGUGGUGGAUUAAAGAACUUGUAAUUAACUUUACCAACACUUUACCAAGCUGGCAAGGCGCAGAGAUGCUAAUAAUGAGAUAACAUCGAGACAAAACACUUACUCAAAAGACAUUUAUUUACUUGACUAGCAUACCCAUAAAAACAGUUGGAGUAAAAAAAAUCACUGAGCAGACAAGCAUCGUUGUGAAUUCAAGAGGAGAGCGAUGGCUCGUCUCACUUUGUGCUGAAAUUGGUGUGUGGAAAGUCCAAAAUGAAAAGAAAAGUUCUAUCAAA